AUGCACUCCACACCAACAGAGGAACUCACUCUCAAUCGUGGCUUCCCAGCAGAAAACAAACACGUCUGGUCGCCAUUCGUCGCCAAGGUCGAGGCCCGUUUCCGCUUCGCCGGUUUGAGAUACCGACUCGCACCGGGCGGGCCCCUGCAAGGACCCAAGGGCAAGAUUCCCUACGUCGAGCUCACCGACGGCACCACGCUCGGCGACUCGUCCCUGCUUAUCGCCGAGCUGGUGCGGCGGGGCGCGCUCCCGGAUCUGAACGCGGAGCUUGGACCCGAGCAGAAGAGCCACGACCUGGCACUGCGGGCACUGCUGGAGGAGAAGCUGUAUUUCCUCAAUGGCUGGGAGAAGUGGACGACAAACUAUUACGUUCAGCGUGACCACAUCCUGUGGAAUCUCCCGUGGCCUGUGCGCAACCUCGUCGGGCUGCUGGCGUACCGCGGCCAGAUGGCGACGCUGAAAGGUCAGGGGACGGGACGGUACUCGGAUGAGGAGAUUGACGCCCUGCGCGGCGAUAUCCUGGAGACCAUCGCGGCUCUGUUGGAGUCCUCCAAGGCAAAGCUGUCGGAUGGGGCCAACGGUCCAGAUGCGGUCUUUUGGGCCUUUGGCGGGGAGCAUCCCACAGAGGUAGAUGCGACCCUUUUUGGUUUCGUGGCCGCCAUCAUGGUUUGCACAUCAGGCCCAGCUGCGCGGGGUAUGGUUCGGAGUCAUCCGGUUAUUGUCGACUAUGCCAGCAGUAUACACGACAAAUACUUUCCAGAUUACGAGAAAUGGACCAAUGAGAGCUAA
Pyricularia pennisetigena is the source of this 789-nucleotide messenger RNA. RefSeq lists its product as uncharacterized. Lineage: Eukaryota; Fungi; Ascomycota; Sordariomycetes; Magnaporthales; Pyriculariaceae. The transcript is spliced from 3 exons. The coding region runs from base 1 to 789 and encodes 262 amino acids. The record is from RefSeq and is a predicted model, not a curated record.